AUGGAUGAAUUGGAACAACAGCGACCAAACGAUACAACUGUUAUUGGAAUUCAGGCCAUGACGGAAAGUAAUGGUACUACGGGGCCGCAUGUUACGACGGUGUCUGUUACAACAUACAUGCCAAGCGAAGCUCUUGUACCAAUGCCCGUUCUUCCACAAUCGGGCGCUAUCAUCGUUGGACCCGGAGCUAAGAAAGAGGCUCAGCUGCUUGGUUUGGGCCUUAUAAAACUGCGUAGCAAGCAGAAGGAUUGGUUAGCAGACGCAAAAAAAUAUGCGAAAGAGCAAUCAAUUAAGCAAGUACUUCUCAGACAAACGCUUGCGCAUCAACAGAAUCAACAAAAAGUCGCGAUGUAUGCACAAGCUUUAUCUCUCAUGGCGCGUGUUUAUAUUGGCUCGAUAAGUUUCGAAGUUCGCGAAGAAAUGAUAAAAAAUGCCUUCGGUGUAUUUGGUCCAAUCAAAUCAAUUAAUAUGAGUUGGGAUGCCGUUACAGGGCAUCACAAAGGUUUCGCAUUUUUGGAAUAUGAAAUUCCGGAGGCAGCGCUUUUGGCGCAAGAAUCGAUGAACGGUGUGCUGAUGGGCGGCCGUAAUCUCAAGGUCGGACGGCCAUCAAAUAUGCCACAAGCUCAGCCAAUUAUCGAAAUGGUCAUGCAGGAAGCGAAAGCAUAUCAUCGGGUCUAUGUUGCAUCAGUUCAUCCGGAUCUCUCAGAAUCUGAUCUCAAAAGUGUAUUUGAAGCAUUCGGUGAGGUGACGAAAUGUCAGCUAGCCAGGGCUACAGGACCGAAUGCUGGAAGCGGACAUAGAGGUUUUGGGUACUUGGAAUUCAGCAAUGCUCAAUCAGCAAAUGAAGCCAUUGCCGGGAUGAAUAUGUUCGACCUUGGUGGACAGUAUUUACGGGUUGGGAAAUGUAUCACACCACCGGAUGCGCUAACAUACAUCGUUCCCACAUCUGCUGUGAAUCUACCAACAGCUGCAGCUGUUGCAGCUGCUGAAGUCACUGCUAAAAUUCAAGCGGAAGAAAUGACUGCAAAAAAGUCACCCGUUCACACUGCCAGUUCGUCUCCGCUGUCAGGAGGUAUUGCUGCACGUCAGGACUCACCGCAACCAUAUAGUAUACAAGGAACUCCGCCGGUAGGUGUUGCAACAAUUUCACCUGUUGGUAUAGCGACUGUUCCAAUGGUUGGGCUUCCAACGGUAUCACCAGUAACAACAGGAAAGCCAUAUCCUUCAUCGGUUGUUUCUCCAGCGCCUCCGCUGUCUGCUACCGUUCCAACCCAGAUUUCAACGCCACCUCCACCUGUUGCAACACCACCACUUCCGCCAGGACCUCCACCAGGUGGCCGCCGGGGAUUUGGCGGUUUUGCCACGCAGACACCACCUGUACAAGUUGUCAACAUUCCACCACCACAAGUCAUAACAUCAUUACCUGCUAGCACGAUUCCAGUACCACCACCACCUGUUUCUUCAAUACCACCAUCUCCUUCAACGUUGUCGUCUACGCAAUCAUUAAUAUCGAGGAUAAACAUUGGUACUGCAACAAACUCUUCCGUUGAACCUGCUACAUUUGCUCCUCUUCCAGCUAACAUUGCUCCUGUGGAUCGUAAAGCGGUAACUAGUGCUGAUGGCAUAAUGGAUCAACUUGCAAUUGGUUAUGCGUCGACAAGCGACUCUGGUAGUAUGGCCUUGGUUAUUUCUGAUAGUUCUAUACCAGGUCGACGUAGUUUGCAAAAAGUUACUGGGGCUAGUAAAGAAAAAGGAUCAAAACCGGAUGACAAGUCGCAUAAAAAGAAAAAAAAGCCGGUAUCAACUGUGCCAAAAGGACCACAGCUCAAUACUCCUCAAGCACUAGAAGCAGCAAACCGAGCUGGUGAACUCAAUGAUCAGAUGGCUGCACAGAAUGCUAAUUCAGAUGAUGUAUCGUUGGCUGCUCAAGAAGGCUUAGAAAUUAGAGGAAAUGAUGCAAGGCAUUUACUAAUGCACAAACUAAUGCGGACAAAUCGAUCAGCAGUAAUAGUACUGAAAAAUAUGGUGACGAUUGAAGAAUGCGAUGAUGAACUGGAGAGUGAAAUUCGUGAUGAAUGUAAUAAAUAUGGCAAAGUGCAAGAGGUAGUGAUAGCUCAAGAUCCAGCAAGUGGUAGUGUGAAGAUAUUUGUACGAUUUGAUAACCCACAGGAAGCGGACACAGCACGUCAGGCGCUGGACAAACGAUAUUUUGCUGGCCGCGAAAUUUCGGCUCAGAAUUAUGAUCAGAUAUUGUUCGACCAUAAUGAUUAUUCAGGAUAA
This is a messenger RNA of Cercopithifilaria johnstoni, 2280 nucleotides long. The record is from the annotation of a GenBank genome assembly. NCBI's taxonomy places the organism in Eukaryota, Metazoa, Nematoda, Chromadorea, Rhabditida, Onchocercidae.